AUACUAUAUCGUGUACUAUAACUUCCACAUAAUGCCGUUCCAAAAUCGAUCUCCACAACCUUGCCUUUCCCUUGUCAGAAUAAGUUUUCGCAUAACCGACACCUGGGGAUAUCGCGACGAGAACGGUUCGUGGAGCGGAAUGACCGGGAUGUUGCAACGUCGAGAGAUCGACAUAGGAGGCACCGGGACGUUCUUCGUUAAAGAGCGACUUCCGGUUCUCGAUUACGUGCAACUAUACACACGAACACGAUCUCUAUUCAUAUUCCGUCAACCUUUGUUGUCGACCGUGAGCAACAUCUUCACGUUGCCGUUUCACCGUUCCGUCUGGCUCGCGCUGGGUGUGUUUCUACUGUUGGUCGUAGUACUGCUGUAUUUCUCCUCGAAAUGGGAGUAUCGUCGGGGCACUUCGGAAUAUUGGGAAUCGUUGAAUCCGGCGGAACAGACGCUCAGCGACAACGUGAUGGUCGUGCUCGGGGCGAUGGCUCAACAAGGGUAUUACUACGAGCCGUACAGGGUUCCGCCUCGAAUCGUCACCUUGAUGCUUCUGCUUGCCGCGUUGAGCUUGUAUGCGUCUUACACGGCCAACAUCGUCGCUCUACUUCAAUCGACCAGCAACUCUAUCAAGACCCCGGCCGAUCUGUUGGCCAGCCCGCUCAAACUGGGCGCGCAGGACGUCAUCUACAAUCGGUAUUACUUUACGCAGUUCCAAGAUCCGGUCCGGAGAGCCAUCGUCGACCAAAAGAUCCAGCCGAAGGGGAACAAGGAUUCCUGGAUGACCAUACAAGAGGGGGUGCACCGAAUGAGGACCGAACUGUUCGCGAUCCACGCCGAGCGAGGCACUGCUUACAAGAUCAUGCAAGAAACGUUCCUCGAGGAGGAGAAGUGUGGGAUCACGGAGAUCAACAUUCUGAACAUUUUGGAUCCACUGAUGGUCAUCCAAAGGAAAUCGCCGUACAAGGAAAUCGUCAGGAACGCAGCCCUUCGGAUGCACGAGACCGGGUUAAAGUACCGGGAGGAGUAUCGGUUGUAUACAGAGAGGCCGCAAUGUCAGGGGCAGACUGGUUUCAUCAGCAUCGGGUUCACCGAAUGUUACUUCGCGUUAGUCUCGAUGGGUUACGGGGCCCUUUUCAGUCUGGCCGUGUUCACGCUCGAGCUGCUCUGGCAGAAAAAACGGCCGUUAUUGACGAAAGCGAACGACGGGAGGAAACCGAUCGUUGUCGAUAAAUGAAUGGACAUACUGACCAAGCGGCGU
Molecule: messenger RNA, 1252 nt
Organism: Dufourea novaeangliae
Lineage: Eukaryota; Metazoa; Arthropoda; Insecta; Hymenoptera; Halictidae
Product: probable glutamate receptor
Exons: 6
Coding region: 32-1228 (398 amino acids)
Cellular component (GO): membrane
Molecular function (GO): ligand-gated monoatomic ion channel activity
Source: RefSeq, a predicted model, not a curated record